AUGUCUGUUACUACUCUUGACUUCGAGAAAUUCAUCGCAGGCACUCCCCAGGAGCGCAAGCAAUUUGCAGAAGAUUUGCUGAGCAGCUUCGAGAGGACUGGCUUUGCAAAGAUGACCAACCAUACAUUCAGCACUGCACAGCUUCAGCAAUUAUUCCACUGGGGACAAUCAUUUUUUGACCAGAGCCUUGAGGCUAAGAAUGAGAUUCCAAAUGAAGUCGGACCAAGGCCUAUGCGUGGCUACACGCCUUGGCGAGUGGAAGAAGUCGGCAAAUUGCACCAUGAUGAGAAUAUCCGUAUCCUCACUGAUUCAAAAGAACAUUUUGAUCAAGGUCCUACUGAUGAUACGGAAUUUCCAAACAAAUGGCCCACAACAUCCAACAUGUCCGGCUUCCAGCCAUUCAUGGAAGCUUUCUACCAGCAGUGCAACAAUGUCUGCCUUACAUUGAUCCAUGCUCUCGAAGUUGCGUGGGGAAUUGAAGAUGGAUCCCUUGUUGCUCGGUGCAGCCCCAGCGCUACCGACUUGAGACUUACUCACUAUCCUGAGAUAGCUGUGGAUGAGCUUCAGUCAGGACGCAACACCCGUAUUGCGCCGCAUACAGAUUUCGGCCCAAUUACUCUUCUGUUCCAGGAUAGCACUGGCGGCCUGGAAAUUGAAGACCGUACGGACGCCACUGGUAGCACCUUUGUUCCCUUGCCACCGACUGAUACGACAGAGAUGAUUAUCAAUGUGGGUGACACAUUGACCCGCUGGACCAACGGAAGGAUCGUUGGAGGCAUGCACCAGGUCACCGUUCCCGAGACUAUGAAAGGGGAAAAAGGACUGGUUAUCCCUUCCCGAAUGUCAAUGGCUUAUCUCUUCAAGGCUGGGCGUGAUACAUCUGUUGGACCGCUGCCCAAGUUUGUCUCUGCCGAAGAGCCUGCCAUUUAUCCCGAGAUAACUGCUCUUGAGUUCCAGCGGUGGAGGAAUAGCAUUGUCUACAACCUCGACAAGAAAGAGGAUGGCGUUAGGUUCAGUGGCUCGUCCGCUAUCAAACCAACGGGAGGAUUCCGUCCAAUGCAGACAGUUUAA
Molecule: messenger RNA, 1071 nt
Organism: Trichoderma gamsii
Lineage: Eukaryota; Fungi; Ascomycota; Sordariomycetes; Hypocreales; Hypocreaceae
Product: oxidoreductase
Exons: 3
Coding region: 1-1071 (356 amino acids)
Molecular function (GO): dioxygenase activity
Source: RefSeq, a predicted model, not a curated record